Molecule: messenger RNA, 3194 nt
Organism: Puntigrus tetrazona (Sumatra barb)
Lineage: Eukaryota; Metazoa; Chordata; Actinopteri; Cypriniformes; Cyprinidae
Gene: zrsr2
Product: zinc finger (CCCH type), RNA-binding motif and serine/arginine rich 2
Exons: 11
Coding region: 114-1934 (606 amino acids)
Biological process (GO): mRNA splicing, via spliceosome
Cellular component (GO): U2AF complex; spliceosomal complex
Molecular function (GO): pre-mRNA 3'-splice site binding; metal ion binding
Source: RefSeq, a predicted model, not a curated record
UAAAGGUGACGUAAUCUUUGCGCGCGCUGGUGUGAUCAGUGUGAAAUGUGUUGCCUUUAUUCGGCGGUUUGACGUUAUUGCCUCCCGACGAAACAUGUAAAUAGUGUUUUAAAAUGACGAACAGUAACUGUUGCUCGCUUCAGACGGUCCCGCCGGAGCUGCAAGACUCUCAGAGUCGGUUGAACGAGUGUGAGAGUGCUUCUGUUGUGCUCAGUCAAAAACAACGACGAGCUAUUCUGAAACGAGAAAGAAGGAAAAGAAAACGUCAAGCUGUUGCUAAAUUAAGAAUAGCAGAUCAUUCACAAAAUGAAGAGCACCAAACUGAAAAUGAGGAAGAACAGAUGGCUGAUGAGCAGAGUGAGCGAUUACACCAGGAAUGGCUGGAGAGGGAGAGAAUUGCACAGGAAGAAUUCAGGCUGAAAAGGGAGAGAGAAGAGGUGGCACAAAAGAAAAAGGAGGAAGAAGAGAGGAGGAUCAGAGAGGAAUGGGAGGAGCAGCAAAGGAAAGAAAAAGAGGAGCAGGAGCAAAAGGAGCAGAAGAAGAGAGAGAGAGAGGAAGCCGUACAGAAAAUGCUGGAUCAAGCAGAGAGUCAGCUGGAAAAUGGUGGUCCUUGGAAAAACCCUGAUGCCCCAAAGGAUUAUGGAACAGAAAAGGACAAGGCAAACUGCCCCUUCUUCCUUAAAACGGGUGCUUGUAGGUUUGGAGACCGGUGCUCCCGAAAGCAUGAACACCCAACAUCCAGCACCACUCUGAUGGUGAGGGGGAUGUUUGUGACCUUCGGGAUGGAGCAGAGCAGACGUGAUGACUAUGACACUGAUGCCAGUCUUGAGUAUAGCGAGGAGGAAAUGCACCAGCAGUUCCUGGAUUUCUAUGAAGACGCUCUACCAGAGUUCAAGAACGCAGGGAGGGUGGUGGUGAGCUGCAACUUUGAACCGCACUUGAGAGGAAAUGUUUACGUUCAGUACGACACAGAGGAGAAAUGUAGAGAAGCUUUUCUGAUGUUUAAUGGCCGCUGGUAUGCUGGAAGACAACUGCAAUGUGAAUUCUCCCCAGUAACAAGAUGGAAGACAGCCAUAUGUGGACUUUUUGACAGGCGGAAAUGUCCAAAGGGAAAACACUGCAACUUUCUCCACGUGUUCAGAAACCCAGAUAAUGAAUUCUGGGAGGCGGACCGUGAUCUUCAUAUGUCCCCCGAUCGUGGUGGAGGAUUUUCUAGUCGCCAUUUAAGCAGCAGAGAUGGAGCGCGGUCCCAACGUGCAAAUAGUCCUGAGCACAUAUCCCAGCGCAGAAGGACAGAUCGAAGGAGCCACAGCCGUGAGCGGUACGCUUACAGGGGAAGACGGAGCAGAGAGAGGCGGGGUCACAGUAGAGAGAGGCAGAGUCGCAGCAGAGGGAGACACAGCCGAAAUGGGGAAAAGCAUAGCCGGAGCAGAAGCAGAGAGAAAAGGAAAUCAGAACAAUCGAUGACAAGGAGAUCAGUGUCUCAGAAAGACCAAUCUAAAAGGAGGAGCCGAUCCAAUAGCAGAGAGCGCUUAAAGCAAGGUGAAUGUACAUCAGCAGACCCGAGAAGAUGGACGUCAAAAUCGAACAGUCCAGAACGGGUGUCCAAAAACAGAUCUGCGAAACGGAGGAGGCACAGGACGGAAAGCCAAAGCCCGGAAAACUCUGACCAGAUGGAUACACAUCACCACAAGCACUCUAAAAAGAGCAAGAAGAAGAAAAAGGGCAAAAAGAAACACAAAAGAAAGAAGAGUAAAUCACACAGCUCAAGCUCGGAGUCGGACGAGGAGCGUGACGAGAUGCCGGCUAAAUCAGAAGAACGUACAGCUUCAUCCGCAGAUGGAGUAGAGACCACAGAUUUAGAUGGCUGUCAUCCAGAAGAGGAAAUCCAUUGUGCUCUUACGGAUGCUACCACCGUCACACAGUCUGGAUAGAUUAUAUUAAAAUGUGUUUAUGUGGUCUUAAAGCUGCUGUUGUUAUUUUAGUUUGCAUAAAAUUUUGCUGAUGAAAACUUCCUGUAUAUUUGUAAUUAAAUCUACUCCUUUCUGAAAGUCUUGGUGAGGUUCCAACAUGUCACGUGGGUAAGCGGAUAUCAGGGACGAUCUUAUUUAAAGUGAUAUAAGCAGGACAUAUUUAAUUCUAUAUUGUAACGUUCAUUAGAGUAAAACAGAUUACCAACAAAGAAAAAUAUUUGAUGGGCACGCGAUUCUGUCCCUCAGACGUGGAUUGGAUGGAUAUGAAUCUCAUAUUCAGUUCUCCCUCCAUUGAAUCCACAUGGCAGUGGCAUUUGACUCUAAAGGAGCAAAGCUUAAGCAGAUGAGAUGAAUUGGAGAGGUCUUGCCUUCACGACCUGAGAGAAUGUAUUGUGUAUCAAUGAAGUUUAUUUGCAAAAACAUAACUUCUUAGUAGUUGUUUAACCUAGUCAAAAUUGAAGGAAUAGUUCAACCAAAAAUUUUAAUUCUGUCAACAUUUACUCAAGCCUGUAUGAAUUUAUUUGUUCUGACCAACACAGAGGAAGACAUUUUGGGGAAAAAAAGGAAGAAAUACUAUGGAAGUCAAUGGUGACCCAAAAACAGCCUGGUUACAAACGUCCUUCAAAUUAUCUUUGUGUUCGGCAGAACAAAUAAAAACAUACAGGCUUGGAACUCCGUAAGGUUGAGCAAAUGUUGACAGAAUUAAAAUUUUGUGGUUAACUAUUCCUUUAAAAAUAACCCAACAGCAGACUGAUUGGUAAUACACAAUAAAAAAAACAGUUUUUAUCUGUUUUUGCAAAUUAACUCUUUGUAUAAUUUAUUUUAAUUGAUUUAUUAAUCAAAAACGUCUGUGGAAAUCCGUGUUGUAAAACAAAUUUAUUUAUGAUUGGAUUCAAUUAUUCUGUCUGUUACCGAAAUCAGAGGGUCCCUGUUAAAAGGAUCGUUUUUUUCUUCUUUUUUUUAUGCAUAAAUGUAUAUAUUUUGUGUUGGUGACCACAGUUUUCAGUCCCUCAUAGUAUGGGAAACAAACAAUGUUAAAGUCAGUAGAGACCAGAAACUUUAUUUACCAAGAUUCUCCAAAAUGUUUUCUAUCUUCACCUUCAUUUUUGGGUGAACCGUCCUUUUAAGAUACACUUCCGCACUUUCCAUUCAACGACGAGUAUGUGUACUAAACAUUUUUAUCGGUAAAAGAUCAUUAAAGAUUGGCACAACGCGCUGCAG